CGAGCGUCGUUCUAUCUUUGUUAUUUACUAAAAGUUGAACAAAGAUAGAACGAUGCUCGGGUGCUGUUUCCGAACGUACCGUAAAUGCUAUUCUAUCCCACGGGUAGAAUUUUGGAACUUUGACGAUCGCAACGUUCACGAACAUAAUCUGUGGUAUAUAUCUACAAUGGAUAAUAUUGUAACUAAUGAUGCAACAAUGGACUCUGAACAAAUGAAAAGUUAUCAACGGAUACUGUUGAAUAAUGUUUUCGCACAGGAACUUGAACAAAAUGAGAAACAAAUAAAUACAUGGAACGAUUAUAGACACAAGUACAAAAAGGUGAUAGAAGGACUUGAAGUAUAUCCGUUAUCUGUCUCGGAAAAUUGUAUGGUACCUAUCGGCAAGCGAGCGUUAAUGAAAGGAAAAUUAAUUCAUACUAAUGAAAUUAUGGUUUAUCUGGGAGAUGGCUAUUUUGCAAAAUAUAGUGCAUCACAGGCAAUCUCAUUGUGCAAAAAGAGGAUAGCAUGGGCAGAAAAAAUGUUGAAUGAUUUAGAAGCUGAAAGAAACUUGUAUGAGACGAGACAAUAUUUCACAUUAAAACAUGAUAUUUUUGGAGAAGAAGAUAGAAAAGAUAUAUUGGAACAUUGGAAUGAAGACAAACUUGAUAAAUGGAAGAUACAACAUAGGCAGCGUGAAAAGGAGUAUCGUCAGAAACUAGCAGAGUUGAGAGAAAAAGAAAAGACUAAUAUUUGCACUGAAGAAGAUCUUUUUAAAAGACUAGAUGAGUUAGAAUUGGAAGAAGAACUAAAAGAUGAAAUAUGCAGACUGGAAGCUGAACGAAAAGAUUUUUAUGGCGAUUUGAAAGAAGGAGAAGUCUAUGACGAUUCGGAGGAAGAUUCAUCUGAUUCUGUCGAAAUUACAACAGAGAUGAUUGAGGAAUUUGAAAAAUUAAGAGAUACUCAAACGAGUAAAAUCACAUAUAAUACAUCGGACGAUAGUUCCGAUGCAACUCGACAUAAAAUUCUCGAUACAAAUGUUAUAAAAAAUGAACAUUUUGAUCUCACUGUAAAUUCUAGUCAAGAGGAAUUAAAAAAUAAUCACUCACCUGAAUCUAGAGAGGAUAUAUUCAAACCCACAAAUGCAAGGAAAACAGGGAGAGUGUCAUUUAUUGAACCAUGUAUUAUGGAAAAUACAGAAAGCGAUACAGAAGAAGGAGAAAUAUCAAUGCCUAAUAAAGAAUCCUGUUUUAUUUCAAAGCAAGAUAAAAUGUAUAAUGAUGAUUCGGAAAAUGAUAAUGAUAAUGGUAUUGUCAGGAUUGAGUUUUCACAUUCAUCCCAUAUUCCAAAUAUAUCUGCAUCAAGUAAUACAGAAAUACAAAGCCCAAUAGAUAUUUAUAAAAUUUUUAGUGUUCCCAAGUCAAUUUUGAAAAGAUCUCCAAAUGAUAUGAUUCCUAAUAAAAUUGUUCCUCCUUUAAACGAAGAAAGUAGUACUAAUGUAGAAGAUGAAGUUGAACAUGUUAAACAUUCUGCCUACAAUUCUGUAAUCAAGGAAAAAGUCCAAGAAAAUAAAAUAUCGCCAGUGAAUAAUACUUUAGAAAAAAAGAAUGAAAAGAAAAUUGUAAGCAGGUUUAAACUGGAGCGAGCUGGAAGAAAGAAGUGAUGUAUAUAUACAUAUAUUUAUUAUAAUUAGAAUUUUCUUUAUAUACAAAACAAAAAUAAAUAUAUAUAUUUUCUAAG
Molecule: messenger RNA, 1716 nt
Organism: Formica exsecta
Lineage: Eukaryota; Metazoa; Arthropoda; Insecta; Hymenoptera; Formicidae
Gene: uri
Product: unconventional prefoldin RPB5 interactor-like protein
Exons: 7
Coding region: 53-1639 (528 amino acids)
Biological process (GO): negative regulation of phosphatase activity; negative regulation of transcription by RNA polymerase II
Molecular function (GO): chromatin binding; phosphatase inhibitor activity; transcription corepressor activity
Source: RefSeq, a predicted model, not a curated record